UGGGUAUAGAUCCUAAAAUUGCCAAGCGUGGUUGCCGAUAAACGGUAAUGUCCAGAACUUCCUUGCCGACUCAGUCAAUCAUUACCGAUGACAGCGCGCUCUACGAUACGAUUACUCCAACAGCCUUGAGCCACCUCGAGCUCAGCAUACCUGCCUACCACACGGAAGGUCGAUCACCUUCUUCUCUAGCCUCGUCGAUCGGAGGAAUUCCAAAACAUUUGAUCUCAGAGUUUGCUAAUUACAAAGUUCGGGAAACGAGUGAAGCGGCGUUUAUAGUUUUUGGAGAUUGCGAUUUAUCAACGACGCUUCCAUCAAGCUUCACGUAUGUCAGACUCAACAUAAUCUACGAAUGAUCGGGAAAGGUGGGCGUAUCUGUUCGGGGAUAAUUCCGAGUGACAGUCGUCUGGCGGUGGCGAGAUCCGCGUCAUCGCGGAGGAUGCACGCUGUAAACGCUUAGGGAAACGAAUUAUGGAGUCGGGGAAUCGCCGCGCGCUCUUCGGCAAAGGUGGUGAAUGCGCGCGUAUCCUCGGGGAUCCCUCAUCCCUCUUGACGUGACACCUGGCGUCCAAACAUGCACCAAAACAGACGUAAGAAGAAGCGAGUGAACUACGGUGUCAGAGCGGUCGAGGUGAUCCGCGGCGCGAAGGGCUUCGGCUUCACGAUCUCGGGUCAGCAGCCAUGUAUCCUGAGCUGCAUCGUGCAGGGCAGCCCAGCGGAGGGAGCCGGUCUACGGGCCGGCGAUUACCUGGUCGCCGUAAACGGCCACAACGUCAGCAAGGUGCCGCACGACGACGUGGUACAGUUGAUUGGGAACUCCAAGGGAGUGCUGCGACUGCAGAUCGCCGAGAACUAUUACUCCGACUCGGAUGAGGAAGGUUUAGCAACCGUAAGAUCCAAACCCAAGUACGCCCACAAGCCACGGGUUGCUAAUGCAAGUGCCUUACAGCUGCAAUGUAGAGCAGCGAAAGUAGUUAGAGACCUGCAGAGCGGGGCUAUGUUUCACACAUCGCUUGGCAAUGUGGUAUCUGAUAAUAAAGAUCAAUACAAUUAUUCCGUCCUGCAUUAUCGUUGGAAUAUGACGAGUCCACUUCCACCACCGCCGCCUCCGGUGUCUCAUAAACGUGACACUGAAAAGAUAGUGCAUAGAACAGUUGUUGGUUAUCUUGGUACUAUCGAUAUACCAAAUCAGUUGCACCCAUCUUGUAUGAUGCAGGUUUUGAGAAAAUGCAUCAAAAGGCUGAAAGCGGAAAAGCGAAAUCCAACUACUGUUCUUCUCACUAUUUAUGUUGCCAAUAUUAAACUCACCAAUUCGGAAAAUCGCGUCAUUGCCGAAUACCCCUCGUAUCGAAUAAUAUUUUGUAAUUCGUUUUCCGAGCAAGAUAAACAGUAUUUUGGAAUAUUAACAAAAUCCAUGAAGAAUACGGACGACAUUGUCUCGAAUUCGUGUCACGUCUUCACUAUUUAUUAUAAAUUGAUCGAUCAUGAAGUGCAUUCCAGUGCGUGUAACGUGUUUGGUUUUACGUGUACAAAAUCAUCGGAGCUAAAUGUUUGUCAAGAAUUUCCUGACAGUUGUACGAGUCUUAUCGGUGCCAUACAGACGUUGUAUAUAUCUGAUUGCACGAAUGGAGAGAAUCCGUACAAUGAAGCGCGCAUACGACUGGACGCUGCUUCUCCUCAACCGAGCAACGUUAGUACGUCAACUGCUCAUUCGAGCAAUAGUGAUUCUGGAAUUGGUUUUAAAGAUGAUUAUGGCAGCUGUUCGGGUCAAAACACGGCAAAUGAUUGCGAACGAAGAAGGCAACAUCCUUCCAAUGUGCAAUAUAAGAAUAUAAGCGCGCGAUCGUCCAGAGAAUCUGCUAGUGAGGCUGCUGAGCACCGUUUGACAGUUCGCGCGAUCUCGGAAACCAGAUGGAGUAAGGAACCAAAAUUCAUCGAUUUUUCUAAAGGGAUGCGACAUGUGGCGGGGAGUGGGGAGAGCACCACCUGCGCUGGAACAUCUGCCCCUGUCGUGGCGGCCCAUAGCGCAUUGGCCAGUACGUCCGUUGGAUCUCUCGCGUCGGUUUGUACCACGGCGUUGCUCGACGGCAUCGAGGACGCCGCGGAAUCGUCUAAAGCGGCAUCGACAGCGAAACUCAAGCGUCUUAUGGACACUACGAAUAAACUCAGCCCGAAGGUAUACUGCGGCCAGGUUACAAAAUCGCUAGUGCAUAGCUUGGAGGAUAUCAAUUCUAGCAUGGAAUACGCGCGACCACCCUUCUGUCAUUCGUAUUCCAGCAAGUCUGACAAACCUCGUCCAUGGGGAAGCCUACAAGAGAUACGGAAUUUCGGAAACAGCGUUUCGGGCAAUUGCAUAUACGGUAGUACAGAAUCCUGUGACAAGAACAAUGAUUGCAAAGGAGUACACACGUGGGCAAAUGGAUUUGAAAAGCUGCUGGAAGAUCCAAAAGGCUUGCAAACAUUUGCUGAGUUUCUCAAGAAGGAGUUUAGUCAUGAAAAUAUAUAUUUUUGGGCUGCUUGUGAGAGAUACAAAGAUACUAAAGACGCUGGUAUGCGCCGUCGAUUAGCAUGUCAGAUAUAUCAGCGUCAUUUAUCGAAUACAGCUGCCGAGCCAGUAAACGUCGAUAGUCAUGCAUCAGGACAAAUUACCCAAGAAUUGCUCGACGAAGCACCCGCUGAUUUAUUUCUGCAGGCUCAGAAACAAGUAUUCAACCUAAUGAAGUUUGACAGUUACCCAAGAUUCUUGCGAUCGGAACUUUACCGUGCCUGCUUGGAAGCAGGGAGCGCUAUAGUUGACACAGAGGACUGUGAUCUACAUCUUACAAAUUCACCCAGUGUAAAAUUGAAAAAGAGUCAUUCCGAUGCAGAGGAUCGUUGCCGGAAAUCGAUUCUUCCUUGGAAUAGGAAAAAUAGAUCUAAAUCGAAGGAUCGUGGUGAAUCCGAGUACAACAAAGUCCCUAGUCGAAGUGAGACUAUAUAUAAAAGUUUUACAACCAUCAAGAGAGACACAGAAGGUAACAAUAAUGAAGACAGUGUGUCGAUCUCCAGUAGUCGGUCAUCAUUAGCGUCAUGGGAUUUGGCAUUACGGCAGUCGUUUAACAAACAUUCUCUAUCCUCUUGCGAUGGUCAAACAAACGAAAAGAGAGAGGCUCGCAGCAAAUGUACGGGAUUGUGUCGAGUAAUAUUGCCCGAUGGUUCCACUACAGUAGUGACAACUAGCCAAACCGAGAGCAUUAAAGACGUGGUAACACGCCUCCUUGAUAAGCGAGCCCUACGAUAUUCUAAUUAUGACGUUCUGAUAUUAGCAACAGAUGAGAUGGUAGACACGAAAUGUUUUUCGUCAGUAUUAGCAGGCCAAGAAGUAGAGGUUGUUCUUACGAAAGUUCUAAAGGUAGAAUUGCCCUCGCGAAGAAUAAUAAGCGUUAUCGCUCACAAGGGAAAAACUCUGAAAGAAGUAUUGAGGCCUCUUCUAAAUAAAUAUGGCUUCAAUCUAGACUUAAUUAGUAUUUGGAAUGAAGGUCAUUGUGUUCCUAUGGAUAUUAUGGCCAUUAAUGCCCCUACGCGCCUUAUUGUAGUGGCAAAUGAAGAAGAUUUUCAACGAGAGUUACAUACUGCCAAAUAUUUGGAUGAAGUACCACAUGUACAACCAACUUUGGAUGAAAUUACUAAUAAAGUAUUUGAAGAGUUAUUAGUUGGGAAAAGUAGAAAUAAAUAUCAGUAUAGCGAAGGGUCAUGUAAGUCUGAUGAUCAACGCUCCGAAGGAUCUUCUAUAUUGUCUAGUAAAUUUUUUCUUCGAGAUUCGACAAUCCAUGGAAAGAAGAAGAUAAAAUCUAAAUACUGCAAUAUAACUGAGAAAGGUAAUACAAAUGAUUGUGUACAUGAGGGAGCGCCCGUUAAAUCCCAUCCUCCGCUUAUCGCAAAGUGGCGUAAUGGCGUAAAAUUGCAACUUCCAGGCCGAUUCGACGGAGACGAUUUAUACGAAGGAUUAAAAAGAGCGCAACGGUCGAGAUUAGAAGACCAGAGAGGGACGGAGAUAAACUUUGAACUACCGGACUUCUUAAAGAACAAGGAGAAUGGAAAACCGUCGGAUUCUAACAAGAUGCGAAGAACCCGAGUGGUGUCGGCCAAUUGCGAGGGCACUACAAAGUUUUACGAUUCUAGCGAGGAUAAGCAAAGUAGCUGUAGCGGGUACGACUAUCCCAUGCACGUUACGAAUGGAGUUUUGAACGAACGAUUCUCAGGCUUGGUUACAGAACCUUUGAGUAAGUGCCUUGACAACUCAUUCACUCUAGAUGGCGAUAGAACAUUGGUGGACGCAGAUCAGACAAUUAUUGAGAAUUGUACCAAUUCCCAAUCGAAGAUUUCGUGCUCGGAAAGCUACGAUACCGACAUGUCUCGCGCGAAAUUAUCGAAACCUCCGCCGUUACCGCCGAAACCUAAAAAUCUUGUUGUGAAUGUGGUGAAAAGCGGAUACAUAAUGUCUCCCAAAACUUUGCAAAGGCCCAAUCAUGUGAUCGAAUGAAGCAAUCUGAAUCCUGUAAAGAGAAGAAUAUUUUUUAAUUAACGUAAUGUUUAGUGUACAUCGUUUUUUAUGUGAUGCCACGAUUUCGAAUACGACAUGGUAAGAUACCUGAAUAAUACCUUUAUUAUGUUUAUGAAUUAUUAGAAAAGAUAAUUCCCUACAUUAAAGUGUUUACUGGUGUGUGGACAAAAGAUGUAGGGCUAUUAUUAAGUAAUCGCAUUUUCCUAUUAUGCAUUUUUCUAUCAUAUAUUCACAUCCCACAAAUUAGAUUUUAUCGCGAAAACUUUCUGCCCUAUUUGUGCCUUGACCCUAGAACGCUACCGUACAUAAAUUUUAUAUGUAUCAUUUGUAAUAACAUAUGUCGAUCUUUUAAGGAUUUUUGUUAUUUUAUUAUUUUUUACAUCGUGUACAAAAUACUUAUAUAUCGCGUUUACUUCAUAUUAAUAUUGCAUAUAAUAUGUGAUUUGUUUCAUAUUUCAUUGAUUUUUAUUUUUAAUCGAUAAAAAAUGAAUAAAUGAAUAUGAUUUUUUUUUAUUAUACAUAACAUUUAUGUAUCGAUAGUAGUGAUAUAUAUAUAGUACUGAAUGACGAUAUAGCGUUCUAGAGUUAAAUUAGAUAGUAAAACAUGUAUUUAUAACAUAUAUUUUAUAUAUUCAAAGAAUUUUUACCAUCAAAUUUUCUCUCUCGACCAGAAAAAAAAAAAUAAAACAAGGAAAGUCUACGUGAUGAUAAUGCGCUUAUUAGAUAAAUACAUAAAAACAAAUACUAAUAAAAAGAAAUACAUUCCAGAGGUGCGUAGCAAAAUAGAGAAAAGAAAACGAUUUAUUUUACAGUAUUUCGAAUAACUUUAUUAAUUAAAUAUGUUUCUGAAAACAUUUAUGCUCUGUAGAAUACAGUGAAGCAUUUUGAAUAAUAUUGAGGUUUAUUAUAUAGACUAUGUGGGACUCUAUAUUGUACAUUUGAGCAUUGAUGCGCGCUGAGAAGAGCUUUAAAUGUAUAGUGAUACAAAAAUGUUUUAAAAGUUGAAAAUUGAUAUUAACUUUUUGAAAUAGCUCCACUGUACUCUACAGUAAUUUUGAUACAAUUAUCGUACUUUACGCACACUUAUGGAAAAAAAUGUGCAUAUAUUGCUUUAUAACAAUGAAAAUAUUCAUUGUAAAGAGAAUUAUGUAAAGCAAUUUUAUUAUGUAUUGUAUUGGUGGGGUGGAGCACCUAUCGUGACACAUGCUAAUAUAUUGUAUUAUUUGACUACCUGAGAGAAUUAGAUAAACUAAUAAAUUUUCUAAAUUUUAUAGAAAA
Molecule: messenger RNA, 5818 nt
Organism: Formica exsecta
Lineage: Eukaryota; Metazoa; Arthropoda; Insecta; Hymenoptera; Formicidae
Gene: loco
Product: regulator of G-protein signaling loco
Exons: 15
Coding region: 572-4519 (1315 amino acids)
Biological process (GO): signal transduction
Molecular function (GO): protein binding; GTPase activator activity
Source: RefSeq, a predicted model, not a curated record